AUGAGCGGCGGCCCUCCGCCCCCGCCACCGCCGCCGCACGGUGAGAACCCCAAGACGACCCGGAGCGGCGGUCUGCCCCCGGGCAAGUACGAUGUCUUCAUAAUACCUGAGCACUCGGCCGGGUCCGGCUUCUUGUACCUCCCGUCUUUGAGGCCCAACACCAACAGCUUCGUGGCCGGCUUCGCCUCCGCCAUAGUUCUCGUCGUGCUGCUGCAGAGCAUGGCCCCGGCCUUCAAGCUGUGGUGGUCAAACUUUCAGGGCAUGGGCAGCAUGGGAAUGGCCAUGCUGACCGUUGCCGUCGGUCUCGGCGCCUGGUCCUUGGGUAGAACGCAGCAGGGUGACGGAGGUUUCCGAGGAGGUGGCGGUCAAGGCCACUCGAGGCAUAACUCCCAUAAGGAACCCAAACCGGAACCAAAACCUGAACCCAAACCAGAGCCCAAGCCAGAGGCCAAACCAGAACCUAAACCGGAGCCAAAAGCAGAGCCCAAGCCAGAACCUAAGCCAGAACCUAAGCCGGAACCCAAGCCGGAGUCCAAGCCGGACUACAAGAGCGCCUGGGAGCGUGCAAGGGAGGAGACGCGCAAGCGGGAAGAGGAACGCAAAAAGAAAGAGGAGGAACAAAAGAAACGCGAAGCCAUCGCCGCAAGGCUGAAGCAGCUUCGCGAAAAGGAGGCACGCGAGCGAGCCGAGCGGGAGAGGGAAAAGGCCGAGAAGGAGGCAAAGGAAAAGGCGGAGCGGGAAAAGAAGGAACGCGAGCUCAGAGAAGCUCUCGAAAAGAAAGAACAGGAGCUGCGUGACCUGCGGGAGAAGGAGCAGAGAGAACGCGAGCUCCGAGAUCUCAGAGCCAAGGAGUUGGCCGAAAGGCUGGCCAAGGAGAGGCUCGAGAAGGAAAAGCUCGAGAAGGAAAAGGCGGAGAGGGAAAGGCUAGAAAAGGAGAGGUUAGAGAAGGAACGGCUAGAAAAGGAAAGGCUAGAAAAGGAACGGUUGGAGAAGGAGAGGUUAGAGAAGGAAAAGGAAGCACAAGAGCCUCGCAAGGGGGGCUCGUACGCAUUCUCGGGCAGCGGCGAAAAGACCAACCCCUGGCCCAACGGGAAACCGACUCCCGCUCCUCAGCCCGCCUCCCCGAAACCGCCGGCCGCGCCACGAUCAACAGCUUCAGUCCCGUCACCGAAGCCCGCCCCGCCACGAUCGACGGCUUCAGUCUCUACACCACCCCCCGCCACGCCGAACUCGAAGCCACCACCACCCACCGCCAGAAGCUACAUGGACGACGAGGAGACUACGUACUCGUACCGGCCGUACGACAAGCCCAAGCGUUCGCACCACCGCAAGUCCAACUCGGAGUACUCCGAGUCGUCGUGGGCGCCGUCGCAGAGCACGGCACGUACAACGCCGCCGCCCUCGAUGCGCAUGCCGUACAGCACCAAGGACCCGGACAAGAUUGUGAUUCGGGCCGUGUACGGCUUCCUGAACCAGUUCGCCAAGACGCCCAGCAGCCAGCUCAUUUCGGGCCAGGCGCCCGUGACGGACGGGCUGAUACUCCGCGUCACGACCGAAGGCCUCUUUAUCGACGACGACGUCCGUGGCGUACCCCAGCGCGAGUGGGACGUCAAGGCCUGGACCCUCAAGCAGGUCGAGGUCUGGUGCCCCGCUCACGUCGCCGCCCUGGCCGCCCGCGACGACGACGGUCCCCACAACCCCAAGAAGAACCAGCAGGCCGCCGGCAGCUCAUUCCUGCGCGGCGUCAUGGGCGGCGCGGGAGCACGCAGGGGCGAGGCCCGCGGCGCGCCAAAGAUGCUGCUGGGCGAGGAGGCCGACUCCCACCUCGCCGACAUGCUGCGCGAGUGCAGGGACAAGUGCGGCCGCGGCCUGGCCCCCAACCUGGGCGGCGGCAGCAUGUCGCAGGCGACAAAGGGCCUGCACCUGCUACGCGCUACCAUCCGGGACCAGGAGGGCAAGCGGUACCUGUUUGUGGUCGGAGAGGAGGAGGGGUGGAAGGUCGCCGUCGGUUUGCAGAAGCUGCGCAAGGGGUCGCAGGUCAGGGGUCUGGGCGUCGCGGGCAUGAGCAGCCUCGAGUCGAGGAACACGCUGGAGAUGCUGGGCUGGUUGGCUUGA
Molecule: messenger RNA, 2115 nt
Organism: Pyricularia pennisetigena
Lineage: Eukaryota; Fungi; Ascomycota; Sordariomycetes; Magnaporthales; Pyriculariaceae
Exons: 2
Coding region: 1-2115 (704 amino acids)
Source: RefSeq, a predicted model, not a curated record